Nicotiana tabacum (common tobacco) is the source of this 729-nucleotide messenger RNA. Lineage: Eukaryota; Viridiplantae; Streptophyta; Magnoliopsida; Solanales; Solanaceae. The record is from RefSeq and is a predicted model, not a curated record.
AUGGUUACAGUUAGGUCUGUGGUGGCUCUAGCAGCAGCCUCUCACUGGUACAUUUUUCAGAUGGAUGUGCAUAAUGCAUUUCUCCAAGGGGAUCUUUCUGAAGAAGUCUUUAUGCAAAUUCCAGAUGGCUUUUCAAGCCAGGGGGAGUAUAAGAAGCUGAUUGAGCAAGUGAGGAAGGACUUACAAGUCAGAUUCAAAGUGAAAGACCUCGGGGAACUAAAAUACUUCUUGGGCAUUGAAUUUUCUAGAUCAGAAAAAGGAAUUCAAAUGUGCCAAAGAAAGUGUGCACUUGAACUAGUUUCUGAACUAGGUUUGUUAGGUGGAAAGCCAGUAACUACUCCACUGGAGUUCAAUCACAAGGUAACUUCUAUGGAGUUUGAUAAGGUUGUCACCAAGAAUGGUAGUGACAAUGACAAUGAACUUGAAGACAAAGGGAAAUAUCAGAGAAUAGUAGGCAGACUAUUGUACUUAACCAUGACUAGGCCUGGCAUAGCCUUUGUGGUUCAAGUACUUAGUCAGUUCAUGCAUGCUCCUAAACAGUCUUACAUGACUGCUGCCAUGAGGGUCAUCAGGUAUAUAAAGGGAACUCCAAGUCUAGGUCUGUUCAUGCCAACCGAUGGAAAUUUGAAGUUAACUGCCUACUGUGAUUCAGACUGGGGUGUUUGUGUGGAAACAAGAAGAUCAGUAACUGGUUAUGUGAUCAAGUUUGGAAAAGCUUUGAUAUCGUAG